GAAAACAACUAAUCCUGGAACAGUGUAUUUGACAAACGCAACCUACCGACCACAGUAGUGUGCGGACUGUGGGCAGAGAGAUAGGCGAGGGGUGUGUUUGCUGCAGGCUUGCACCGUUGUAAACAUAAAAGGCCUAACGAGAGGUGGAAUAGAUAUGGCUGAAGGCGAUAACAAAAGCGCUAAUCUGCUUGCCCAGGAGACAGCACAGCUGGAGGAGCAGCUGCAGGGAUGGGGUGAAGUGAUCCUGGCCGGUGACCAGGUCCUGCGCUGGGAGAAGCCCUGGUUCCCCGGGGCCCUGAUGGGAGCCACCACUGUGCUGUUCAUGUUGAUCUAUUACCUGGACCCGUCGGUGCUGACUGGCGUGUCCUGCGGCGUCAUGAUUCUGUGCCUGGCAGACUACCUGGUGCCCACUCUCGCCCCAAGGGUGUUCGGCUCCAACAAGUGGACGACCGAGCAGCAGCAGCGCUUUCAUGAGAUCUGUGGAAACCUGGUGAGGUCCCAGCACAGCGUGGCUGGCUGGUGGAAGCGCCUCUUCGCCCUCAAGGAGGAGAAGCCCAAAAUGUACUUCCUGUCUGUGAUCAGCAGUCUGGUGGUCGUGGCCUGGAUUGGACAGCAAGUCCACAACUUGUUCCUGACCUACCUGAUUGUGAGCUUCCUCCUCCUCCUGCCCGGCCUUAACCAGCAUGGCAUCAUCACCAAGUACGCCGGCAUGGUCAAGCGGGAGAUCAACAAACUGCUCAAGCAAAAGGAGAAGAAGAACGAGUGAAGUGAUGGAAAGAGCGAGAGAAACGCAACCACAGAGUAAACUUUGCCGCACCCCUCCCGAACCCCCCUCCCCGCCUCAGCACGGACGAUUGGAAACGCCCACAAACAACACUCCUGUUGUGUCACCAGUCCCGCCCGCUCAGAGAGCGCCAACGAGGGUAGUGCUCACACGGACGCACUCCUCAUUCCACUUCACCAGAAAAAAAAAAA
Megalops cyprinoides (Indo-Pacific tarpon) is the source of this 975-nucleotide messenger RNA. RefSeq names its product ADP-ribosylation factor-like protein 6-interacting protein 1. The record is from RefSeq and is a predicted model, not a curated record. The coding region runs from base 155 to 766 and encodes 203 amino acids. The transcript has 6 exons. Lineage: Eukaryota; Metazoa; Chordata; Actinopteri; Elopiformes; Megalopidae.